AACAGCAGCUGAUAUCUCAUCCCACCACCAUGGCCCUCACAGAGUCACCCAUGCUCGGCUCUCAUCUCAGCGAGCCUCCGUCGCUGCUCGACGCCUUCUGCACACAGCGGGGCAAGCGUCGUCAUAUCCCCAGGCGAGAUGCCUUCAUCGACCCCCUGCUCAUCGCAACAGUUUUUGCUACCGGUCCUCAGACCCAUCACCACGCUGGUCAUGCCCUCUACUCACCCGAUAUCGCCAAGUACUCCCCGGGUAAUUCUACUCAGCACAAACCCUGUCCCUAUGUGAGCAGGCAAGCCCCCCGGAGUUCACGUCUUCAAAACCACGAGACCACCCAGGACGAGGAGCCAGCACCAUUAACUUCUAGACCCCAUCCGGCUGCUCCCGUCCUUAUUCCGGAGACACUUGUUCAUCCCUUUGCUGAGCAAUCGAGAGCACCCACUACUGUAACAGUGACGUGUAUGGCACGCACUCGGAUACCCACAGUCCACGGGACUGUCUUCCUUCAUCUCUAUCAUAAUAACCGCGACAACAAAGAGCACCUUGCAAUUGUCAUCGACCCUGCUCAACUCUCCAAUGACGGGCAAUACUCUGCACCACCUAUCCGCAGUCAUUCCUUGGACUCGGUGUGGACCGAAAGUGAAACUGCCGAGGAGCGGCUCAUCCGGGGUGCGUAUGUAGGGACACUCACUCACGAGUCCCGCCAGCCCUCUCAGCCGCCAACCAAUGGCAUCGCUCUGGCUCCACAUGUUCCAGCACCUCUCGUUCGCAUCCAUUCCGAGUGUUUCACCGGGGAGACAAUCGGCAGCAUGCGUUGCGAUUGUGGGGAACAGCUCGACGAGGCCAUCCGCGUGAUAUCGCAGCCCGUGCCGGUUGCCUCAUCCCGGUCCAUCCCGGGUCGUGGUGUUAUCGUCUACAUGAGACAGGAGGGCCGUGGGAUAGGCUUGUUGUCGAAAAUUCGCGCUUAUAAUUUACAAGACCUCGGACACGAUACCGUCUCUGCCAAUCUCAAGCUCGGAUAUAAAGCGGAUGAACGUGGGUAUGAGCUUGCCGUGGCCAUCCUCCGGGACCUUGGGCUGGGAUCGGAGCAAGGGGAGGGCGUUCGUUUGCUAACAAACAACCCCGACAAAGUGGCAGCUCUCGAAAGGGAAGGACUGAGGGUGGUAGAGCGGGUGCCAAUGGUGCCAAGGAGCUGGAGGUAUCGGCCCAUCAAGGAAAACAGCCAACGAUUGCUCGGCGUUACAACGGUGGGAGGAGGCGUAGUCGGGGGAGAAGACCUGGACAAAUACCUCAGAACCAAAGUAUUGCGCAUGGGACACAUGCUCCCUCUCCACUCGCCCGACCACAGCCUCGCAAACUAAUAGAAAUCUAACUAAUAUCUUUAUCUUUACACUUAUAAGUAGUACUCUACCUCUUACGAGAAUAGAAGUUGGUUCCCAC
This is a messenger RNA of Pisolithus orientalis, 1437 nucleotides long. RefSeq names its product cyclohydrolase. The transcript has a single exon. Lineage: Eukaryota; Fungi; Basidiomycota; Agaricomycetes; Boletales; Pisolithaceae. Gene Ontology annotation, biological process: riboflavin biosynthetic process. Gene Ontology annotation, molecular function: GTP cyclohydrolase II activity. The coding region runs from base 30 to 1358 and encodes 442 amino acids. The record is from RefSeq and is a predicted model, not a curated record.